This is a messenger RNA of Amoebophrya sp. A25, 801 nucleotides long. The record is from the annotation of a GenBank genome assembly. NCBI's taxonomy places the organism in Eukaryota, Dinophyceae, Syndiniales, Amoebophryaceae.
GAACUUUCGUUCGAGAUCACUAGACCUUACUUGCUUGUUCUUAAGACGACUGCGAUUUCUCCUCAACUACAACAAGUAAAACAACACAGACCACGCUUUUUUUCUGUCAAAACAGAAACUCCAAGAACAAGAAGAUGUUCGUCCGCGAACUCCUCCUCAUUUCCGGCGGCCUAGUUGCCGGCGUUUGGGGUCGAGAUAUAAACUACUUGAGAGGGAGCAAUUCUGGGCGUGGCCAUGAUGCUGAUGAGCCGGAAGGAAAUCAUCUCGCUGCUUACAACAUCAGCAUCACUAAAUUUAUGGCUACAACAUAUGCAUCUUCAAGACGAGCAUCACGGGACCCUUUGAAAGGGGGAACCUUUUCCAGCAUGCGCUUUAAGAUGGAUUUUUAGAAGGUCUAAUAAUGUCCCUUCGUCUACUACCUCACCUGUUCGCACUGCCUUUACGUCCAGCUUCGUGGCAUUGCCAGUCUCUCCGGCGAACGCGGGCAAGUUUAUGGCUUUGAAAGAAUAGUGCCUCCAAUCUACAGCGUUUGAGCCUUCAUCUUGUAGUCCUGUAGUAUAGCAUCGUCUGAGUCUCGUUUUUCUCACUAAGGUUCUUGUAGUAUAUCAAUAAUAUAUCAUGUAUAUCAUCAUCUCACUUUCAACACCUCUAUUAUUCAAGAACCACUACAGAUAAUCAAUGUAAGACACACAACCACCUUAGAUUCAGUGAAACGCACAGGAUAUUAUAUAAGUAUACUACCUAGAUCUCUAAGAACAUGACUCGCAAAGAAGACGACACCGAGGACAAAUAUCCGGUCUC